UGACUAAACAGGUUGACUCCGUUUACAAUCAUAUCUAAUGCAAAUAAGCAGCAAAUUGUCAUAUUAAAAAGUCUUGAAUUUAAACUCUUGCGUGUAAGUGGGAGUUGUAAGUAUUAUUUAAAUCUUUAAAGGUAGAUGCGUCAGAAAGUCCCUACAUCUCACUUUCAACCAUAAAUACGACUAAAGCUGUUUAUUUCCUCACCCGAUUACACAUUUUCCAUUGUGUUGUACCUUUUAUUUGAAUAGCUGAACAAAUGGAUUCAGAGGUCACGAAACAGGAUGUUUUAUUCGCAUAGCUAAAAUAGUUCUUUACAAUUUAGGCGUGUAAAUCACAAGUCUCUUCACGAUACAAUAUGUCAAUUCUUUGUGAAACUAGAAAAGUCUGCCAAGAUGCAAGUUUGAUUCAAUUUAAUUCAGCGGGCUGGUAUUAAUUUGAGACAAGAUGCUACAUUUAUAUUUAAUCAAAAAUAAUAAAAUGUGAUUUGACUUUGAUUUUUGAUGAAAAUAAAAAAUUAUAUAUAUUUAUGUAUAGAAAUGUCCUAGAGUUGAUAUGAGUUUUUUUAGGAGUAGCCUAUGAGUCAUUGGUCAUUGAAUCAAUACAGAUCGAUGGAUUGUUAGAACCUUAGUAAAACAUCAUUUGGAUGUGACAACUUUGAAAAUGGACACAUACAGGUGAACCAUUUUGAUUUAGGUGUCAACACUGGCUCUCUUCUGGUGAAACCUUAACAUUUAACCCACAACAAACUACAGUUUCCAUUUUACCAAGAAGCUAUUUUGCCUUCUGGGGCGUAAUGAGCAUCACAUGGUCACUCAUGUAUCUAAAGAGAUGUAAUCACAGUCAGACAUGCAGUUGCUUUCCCGUCAUACAUCAUCCCAUAACCAUGUGGAUAACUCCCUGCUCCCAGCUGUCUUUAGAGUUCUGUUUAGAGUUUCCGGUGUCUGCCUCUGAGUCCAGAACAAAUGUUAGCCUGGCUGAUGUUCAGACCUCUUUCAGUGAUGAAGGGUCCGAGGGCUCUGCUCUGUCACAAGUUAUUUUUGGAGGAUAUUGUCAUUUUAGCGUCACCAGUGGACUGUGGUGAUGGCGAGACAGGCAGUAUAUAAACCGCCUGGGAUGCAUUCACUGCCACUGAAGCACACAGACCGUGAUUCAAGGUAAGGACCCAUUUAUUUUUGUAGUAAAAUGUCCUGUUCGUAGUUCAGUUAGGGUACAACUUGGGGCUAAUUCAUGUUUCUUUAUUUUUGUUUUCAUAGAUGUAAUUACAUUAAUUUUAUCGUACAUUGCCUAUUUUUGCAUGAAUUGAAACAAUGGGCAAGUGUGAUAUGGCAGAUUUGUCUGGAGUAGAAUCAUUUCCAGUAGUAUUUGAUGGAGUGUCUUUUGUCUAUCUGAGGUCCCAUUAAAGCCUCUGCUCCCAGAAUAUCACAUUCCAGUCCUGUGAGGUGAUGGGCAGCCUCUGAUAUGAGCAGGAACUGGAGUGUCGGCUGACAAUAGAGUCGAAUUGAGAUGAGAAGCUUUAAAACUGAUGGGGAAAUACAAGUCGUGCUUUGUAAGAGACUUUUAAAUCAUCAGACUGGAAAUUAAGAAAGACACAGGAGGUCAAGACAUCACAAUGAGGUGUGGUUAGGUUUUUAGAAUGUAUGGUAUGGUAAGAUAUGCUAUUUUUGAUUUCAAUUUGAACUCUAAAAGCAUUAUUUUGGCUAAAAUCAUUUUCAACCCACAAUCCUGGUGGUGCAGAUCUCUUUUAUUUUGGAGCUGGAACAAUUACUUUAUAAAAAUGUACUUAAAACAUUAUGAUAAAUCUUCAAAUUGUUUAGAAACAAGUAUGCUCUCACUCUCAAUUCAGCUUCUGAAAUGUAAAAGAAAAUCAGUUUUUCUGCAGUUUCAUAUAAUCAUAAACUGAAUGUCUGAGUUUUUUGUUGGUUGGUCAGACAUAAGGGAUUUGAAGACACUAAGAUAUAUUAUGGGCACACUUCACUUGAUUAAAUUAUUUACACAAAAAACAAGAGUAAUCUUUAAUGACCAUUAUUGGUUGGUCAGGCCCUAUUAGACUAUUUCACAUUUGAGAGAGUCAGUAAUCUUCAAUGAAAUUAGUCAUUAAGUCAUCUAAGCUUGUUUUAUUUUGUUUUUCUAAGAUGCCAAACUUGGGAGGUGGAGCUAAGUGUGCGGCGUGUGAGAAGACAGUGUACCAUGCAGAGGAGGUCCAGUGUAAUGGCCGGAGCUUCCAUAAGACCUGCUUCAUCUGCAUGGGCUGCAGAAAAGGGCUGGACAGCACCACGGUUGCAGCACAUGAGUCUGAGAUUUACUGCAAGUCCUGCUAUGGCAAGAAAUAUGGGCCCAAAGGCUAUGGAUACGGGCAGGGAGCUGGAGCUCUGAGCUCAGACCCUCCUCGAUAUGCCGGCCUGCAGCCUCAAGAGACUAAACCACGACCAGCUUCUUCAAAUUCUAGUGAGAAUAAAUCCUCCCAGAAGUUUGGAUGUUCAGACCGCUGCCCUCGCUGCUCUAAAGCCGUCUACGCAGCAGAGAAGGUGAUGGGAGCAGGGAAGCCCUGGCAUAAAACCUGUUUCCGCUGCGCUCUGUGUGCUAAAAGUCUGGAUUCGACCACAGUGACAGACAAGGAGGGAGAGCUGUACUGUAAAGUUUGUUACGCCAAACACUUCGGCCCUAAAGGAUUUGGACUGGGGAACGCCGCCAUGUUGGAGUAACAGCAGUGAACCAUUCUGGUUUAAGGUUCACAUCACUGUCACACAGCAGCUGUUUCAAUGGAGCCAUACACUGGAUGAUAUUUGUAAUGCAUGAUUGAAGCACCUGGUCAAAUAACAGCUGAGUCGAGGCAUAUUUAAGGUCACUAUUAGAGAUUAACUAAUAAUACUUAUGUUCAUUGUGAGUACACAAUAAAAUGAUUUUGUUACCCUAAAAU
Molecule: messenger RNA, 2915 nt
Organism: Gymnodraco acuticeps
Lineage: Eukaryota; Metazoa; Chordata; Actinopteri; Perciformes; Bathydraconidae
Gene: csrp3
Product: cysteine and glycine-rich protein 3 (cardiac LIM protein)
Exons: 5
Coding region: 2080-2700 (206 amino acids)
Biological process (GO): muscle tissue development; sarcomere organization; cardiac muscle contraction
Cellular component (GO): cytoplasm; Z disc; nucleus
Molecular function (GO): actinin binding; structural constituent of muscle
Source: RefSeq, a predicted model, not a curated record